AUGUCUUUCUUUCGUAUUCGCCGUCGCGGCCAGCGCGAGCUGGCUGUUACCGAUCUGCAAAACAUCUCUCCGUCAUCUUCCAACGUCAACAGCGCCCAUGCUAGCACAAUUUCCUUGGAAUUCCCCCUCACGCGACGGUUGUCUGCACUGUCUUUCAUUAGCUCGAAAUUGACCCCAAAAAAGCGAAAUCUCUCUCGCUUGGGGACCCCGCAGGCGGGGCCAGUCGGCCAUACAGUCGACUUCCCAAGAUCCUAUACCCGAGAAAGCACGCCUUCGCCCACACCCUCUCUGGACGAUAUUCGUAUGCCCGUCGGCCUCGGACGCAGGGCGAGCGAAACAUCUAAAAUGGGAGAGGACGAAGAGCACGAAGGUGUGGAUUCCAUCUUUACGGUUCACGACCACCGAUCUCGGUGCGUUAGCUCACCAAAUCCGACGGUCAACGAGUCAGGAAGAGGCGUUAGGGCCGUCCUCACCGCGCUCAAUGAAAGUCAUCCCCCCUCCGAACAUCCCGCAAUUCAUCGAGUGCCUCCGGAGCUCUGGCGAAUUGUGCUCGCAUCCAGUUCACGCUCGGACUUGUUGGUAUUGGGUCUCGCGUCGAAUGCACUACUCUUCCCCACUCUGAGCGCAAUAUACCACACCCUCGACCUCCGCGACCUUGAUCACGGUCGUGUUGAACAAUGUAUGGCGCUGCUCGCAUCCAAAAGGUCCACAGCAGAAUUAGUGCGCAAAUUUACAUGCAGCUUCCUACCCUCGUCCGCUACCGGUCCCGCGUCAAUGAACAUGGUCACUUUCGCAGUCGCAUUCACCAACAUGACACAACUCCGUUCACUCACUCUGCCCAGAUUCGACGCACAUCUACUGCUCCAUUCGGCAUUCAGCCUCGACAAUCUCGAAAUUAGCUCGCAGGCUAUGUCCGUGGAUGACAUCCAUGGUCUAUCGAUUUGGCUUACAAAACAACCUGACAUCAAGUCAUUCUCUUUGCCGGAUUUGGUGAUGGACCAGCUGAUAGAGGAGACCACCCCCACGUCUGAUUCCCCCGCAUUGAUUGAUACCACCACUCGCCACCAGUCGCUCAUUCCUGAUGAUAUCCUGCCACACCUGACGUGUUUUGAUGGACCUGCAUCUUUGGCCUCGUUGAUAGUCCCAAGGCGACCAGUUGAGUCUGUAGUGCUGCACAUUCACACCACGCUCUACGAUGGCUUAAAGCCAUCGGGUAUCAUGCAGCCAUUAACACGCUCAACCGCCGGCCUCAAGUCUCUAACAAUUGUCCCUGCCUCAACUCAGGUCGACGCGCGCACGCUUGAGAGAGUACUCAUGUCCGCGGGGGCAGUCCUAGGCAAUCAGCUGGAGAGUCUCGAAGUGCACUGGCUGCUCGAGGAUGAGGUGCUUUACAAACACAUGCUGGGUGUGAUAGCCAGGUUCCAGAUGUUGCUCACAUUACGCAUGCGGUGCGACGCCCGUUCUCCAACUUCCUCACCCCGUACGUCUUCAUUGCUGGGAUCGCAGGAGCGAAGCCAGCAGGAGCGGCUCUCAACGCCACCACUGUUGACGCCGCCCGCCUCUCCUCUCCGUGGAAGUCGCCCCGGCUCAGCAAGCAGUGCACUGGAUCCACCGCGCGCACAAGAGCGUGCGCACUUGAACUCGUGGAGCAAGCACUGCCCGUCGCUCCGGAGGGUAGUCUUCCUGUCUGGUGCGGUGUGGCACUGCGAGCCGGUCUGUUCGCUGAUGGCAGCGAGUGGGCUGAGCCUUUUUGCGCCUACGUUUCAUAUCAUUGGUUUUGUGGGCCAGUGA
Messenger RNA from Fibroporia radiculosa, 1791 nucleotides. RefSeq lists its product as uncharacterized. The coding region runs from base 1 to 1791 and encodes 596 amino acids. The transcript is spliced from 2 exons. Lineage: Eukaryota; Fungi; Basidiomycota; Agaricomycetes; Polyporales; Fibroporiaceae. The record is from RefSeq and is a predicted model, not a curated record.